Molecule: messenger RNA, 5933 nt
Organism: Pseudophryne corroboree (corroboree frog)
Lineage: Eukaryota; Metazoa; Chordata; Amphibia; Anura; Myobatrachidae
Gene: CMPK1
Product: cytidine/uridine monophosphate kinase 1
Exons: 6
Coding region: 87-752 (221 amino acids)
Biological process (GO): 'de novo' pyrimidine nucleobase biosynthetic process; CDP biosynthetic process; UDP biosynthetic process
Cellular component (GO): nucleus; cytoplasm
Molecular function (GO): ATP binding; UMP kinase activity
Source: RefSeq, a predicted model, not a curated record
GAGGGGGAGGGGCCAGCGCCCUGGCGGUGUUGUCACUUCCUGCCAGUGACACCUCAGCAGGCUGCCGGCUUUCCCCCUCCCUCUGUAUGCUAUUCCGUGCCCUGGGCGUCCUGUCCCGCUUCCCUCCUGCACUGUCCGCCCGCUCUCUGCUCAGCUCCGUCAUGAAGCCCCUGGUAGUGUUCGUUCUCGGAGGUCCCGGGGCUGGGAAGGGCACCCAGUGUGAGAAGAUAGUGGAGAAGUAUGGUUAUACCCAUCUGUCAGCUGGCGACCUGCUUCGUGAUGAAAGGAAAAGGCCAGGCUCUCAGUAUGGAGAGCUCAUUGAGACGUACAUAAAAGACGGGAAGAUCGUUCCGGUUGAGAUUACAAUCAGCCUACUGCAAAGGGCAAUGGAGCUGACUAUGGCAGCCAACGUAGACAAGAAUAAAUUUCUCAUCGACGGUUUCCCCAGAAACGAGGACAACCUACAAGGCUGGGACAGGACAAUGACUGAGAAGGCAGAGGUGUCAUUCGUCCUCUUCUUUGAUUGUGAUAAUGAGAUUUGCAUCGGUCGCUGUCUGGAACGAGGGAAGAGCAGCGGAAGAAGUGAUGACAACAGGGAGAGCUUAGAAAAGCGGAUACAGACAUAUCUUCAGUCCACCCGGCCCAUAAUAGACUUGUAUGAGAAAAAGGGAAAAGUACGGAAAGUUGAUGCUUCCCAUUCUGUAGAUCAGGUUUUCCUCAAAGUCCAGGAAAUCUUUGACCGGGAAGGAUGACGGCGGGGUUCAUCAUCGGAGAUGCGUUCUAAGUCCUAUGUAGAUAAAGUGUCUCCUGUGCAUACUUCAUAUUUACUUUUUUUUUUUCUAUUCUUUAUUUUAUAAUCGAAGCACUGUAAAUCAGGGUUUUAAAUGUAUUGUUAUAUCUACGUCACUUCUGUCUACUUGUUUCAGCCUGCAGGUUUCUAUCUGUUAUUCCUGACCUAUGAAUAAGCCCCUUGCUAUGUUGCCCUUUCCGAUGCAUAGCAGAGCUUUGGUAGUAAUGGGGUUUUAAUCUACAAAUACAACAAAACCUUGUCUAUUUAUUACUUUUGCAAAACAGACCAAAUGCUUUUUACAUAAAGCCAUGGGAUGCUGUUCUCUCCCAUUCACGAUGACGGGGAGUAUUGCGUGUGCAGAGAAGUGAAAGUUCUACGGCGUGGCUACACACAGUGUCAGCAGCGUUUUUGUGGCCUGAUUGGAUGUAUGAGAGAACCCAGCCGGUUCAGCAGCAGCGACCUCACCGAGCCCGUUCACUGGCUUCGUGACGUCGCUAGUCGCUGGGCUGCAUCUUUAUGAAGUGGUUAGUAAUUUAUGGGUCAUUUGGUAGACUAUCUGGUUAUCACUGGGUCAGGCUCCAAUGUCUACCCCUAUUGCAUAGAGACAUUAGCUACACUUUUAACUUGGUUGUGCAGUUUCAAAUGUUUACAUUGUCAUGACCACCGUAUCGGAACCUCCUGCCGCCUAUCCCAGUUUAUGUACCGGUGUAAGUGUCACGUCUUCUACUGAAGUGUAAAGGCUUUUUCCGUUAGGCCUUCUAUAGCAAUGUGUACAAUGCACACAGUUUUUAAAUACAUUUACUGUAACUUACUUCCAUGGGCUCAGCACAGAAUGUAGAAGCACUUAAUAGCACAUAGAAACCAUUGGCUCUCAGAGAUAUCUUCCUGUUCUUCGAUCCCAACAGCAGCUCAGGCAUUGUCAGAUGGACAAUUUAAUGAAGCCCGUCUGAUAAUGCCUGCUUCACAUAAGGAAAGUGAAUGUGUAACAUGGAACUGCCGUCUUCCCCGACUCCACAUAGUGAUUGUACUAUGCAAAUGCUGCAAACAUAGCAACGUUAGAAUGCAGUGCCUUUCUGGUCAGAAAAUGUUGGCUGUAUGUCUGAGCCCUGAUCCCUCUAUUCUAUGUACAGGUACACCAUCAAUAAUCCGUCUCCUUCAGUUCCAGGCCCCCCUCACCCCCCGCCUAACUAAGCCUCCCUCAGCCAAUCUAAACCCUCCCACAUUCUAACUCACACUCGCAGCCUAACUUGCACCGGCACCUGAUGUGUCCGGAUUAAAGAGGUGCCGGAUAAUCGGUGGUGUACCUGUAUUCCGAUCCACGAUAAAAAAACCACAGAUAUGAGGACAUCCUUGAUCGGUAAUCCGUCAGGGAAUCUGCAAAUACAUGUUAACAUCUCCAACUCGACGAUUAUUUUUUUGGGGUGGAAUCAGCGGAUUGAGAACUUUCAAUAUGUUUGAGUUCCCUGAUUCCCCGACAGACAUCGGCAUAACGUAGAAUUACCCCGACAACUGCUUAAAGUAUGUGUCCCAUACAGAGGUGUUUGAGAACAACCUCAGUGCUCUUAAGCUUUCACCCCUUUUUUUCCAAAAUAAAUGAUGCUGGUCCAUCAACUGGAUAUUUAAAGGACCACUAAACCUAAAAGACAAGUUGAUUUUAUAGAAGAGAUAUUAAUGAGAUGUGCUAUUUUAAAUAAGAUAUAACAAUGUUUUCAGAUACAGGCAUACAGAGGAGGCAUUGGGUUCUAUUGUCACUACACUUCUUUAUUCACAAGGGCAGGCUGUGUUGGUACUGUAAGGUCAUGCUGCCGUGUCAUGUCUUAUUUGUCAAUGUAUGAAAUCGGCUCCAGUUCAUUUUUUAUUUUUAGUUUAGAAUUGUUCUCUUUAAACUUUGGUGCUAUCAUUAGAAAAUUGCACAUGUUGGAAGCACAGGAUUUCACAAGAAUAAUUGGAAGAGUUUAAGUGGUUGAGUUGCUGACGCACCGUUAGGGCGGCCACUUUGUGUCUCCAGCCUCCGUCGUAUCGCUAGUUCCUAGUGUGUAGGUGACACAUCCACUUUACUGGCCAAUCAUUUUAGAAUUACAAACACCUAUGUUGACCUAUAGUAAUUCCUGAGGGCCGGGGGUGGUUAGAGCUGGAUCUUUUUGACCUCAGUUUGCAAAGUCACUGUCCUUAUUUUGCAUGUGUUUUUGUCUAAUUUAUUUAUGGACAAGUCUUUGGGUGAUUCAUUUCCUUUGAUCAGUUGAUGCACAGGUUCUCAAACUCGGUCCUCAGGACCCCACACAGUACAUGUUUUGUAGGUAACUCAGCAGGUGCACAGCUGAAUUAAUUACUCACAGGCACAUUUUAAAAGGUCCACAGCUGGAGUUAAUUAUUUCAAUUGUGAUUCUGUGAGGAGACCUGCAAAACAUGCAUUGUGCGGGGUCCUGAGGACCGAGUUUGAGAACCUAUGAGUUAAUGCGAUCAAUACAUGUUUUUUUUUAGCUGGAUUUCUGUGUAAAAUUAUGUUAUGUUACAUAAAAUAAAGUGGAGAGAAAAUUUGAAAGAAAAAAAUGAAUUGGCGAACAGUUUGUUUCAAACUGGUUUGAAUUUUGCUUUUAAUGUACCGAGGCACGAGGCCCAAAAGUUAGCAUGCCUCUGUGAUGUCACUUAAGGCCAAUACACAAUGGGCGAUUUUGAGCUCAAAGUAGCUCACUUUUGGCGUUUUGAGUUACUUUGAGCUCAAAAUCGCCUAGUGUGUAUGGCUGGGUAAUGAACGGUGAGUGCUGAUGCGCGCUCCCGCAUCAUCACCAGCCUCCGCCGUCCUGUUUUACCGGCCAAGUGAACCACUUUCCACAAUCUCCUACUGUUGAAAGUGGUUUACCCCCGCGAAAAUCGCUGGGCCAGGUGAAAAUCGCUCAGUGUGUAUGCACUGCACGAUUUUCCGUCCAGCGAUUUUCACAUCAUCUCUCUGCUUACACGCUGGGCAUAAACGUCCAGUGUGUAUGCACCUUAAUAUGAAUUUAUAGUCUUACUAUUGCUUCAGGCUAAAAAAAAAAUAGUUGCCUGGUCAUUUAGCCAAUGUGUACUCAUUAAAAUCUUCAUCAUGGAUGUUUUAUCAACAUCGGUAUUUAUGAUGUGAGCUGGUCCCAUAUCUGUAAGUGAGGAACCAAACUUCUCGCGGGCACAAUAUCUGCAGUCCAGGCAACCAUUGUUGUAUCUAGUCAUAACUAUCAAUGUACCUAGGAGAGUAACAUGGCAUAUCUGCUUCAAGCUAAUGCUUAUCAUAUAUCUGUCUCCUAGUCCUGGGUCCUUUACUAUUCUACCAUGUAUCCGGUUUUGUUGUUCAUUUAAUUGGGUUUUUGACUAAGCAGGACGAUUUUGGCUGAUUUCACAUGUACAUGCAAUGCAAAGCCUGCUGCAAGAAGAAUUACUCCUCCCUCCCACUAGUACACUGGAGGGGGAUAGAUAUGAGACACUUUCUAUUGGCUGAUUAUAUCAAGCAGCAGUCUGUCCCUCACCUGAUAGGUCCCCAGCUUCAUCACUGCUCUGGUAGGGUAGAUAAGGGAGGUGGGGUGAAACGAAGCCAUGGAACAGGAUUGGCUGCAAUUAGCAAACUGUUUAAUGUGAUAAUUGAUCUGGCCAAUUAUCACAUUAAACAGCCUAAUCCACAGUGCCUGGGAGACGGGGAGCAAAUGGCAAAAGGAUUUUUUUUUUUCCCAUUGUACUAUCUCACUUUUUUUGGGCUGGUUAAUUCAAAUAGGGGCGAGUUGGCAUUGCAAGGACAUAAAAAAUCCCAUCUACGUCCUUGCCAUUGCAAGGACGUAGAUGGGACUGCAAACAAAAAUCCACAAGUCUGGUACUAUAAGCGUGGCACGUGGUCGCAGUUAUUUGCGGACGAGACAUGUUCGCGCCAAACUUGAAUUUAGCAGAUGUUGUUAUUCUUUCCAUCCUGCUAUGUAAAUGUAGCUCCGACUUUUCUCCUGAAGUGAUUAUAUAGAAAAUGGUAAGUUAGGGUGACGCGUGGCUGUGAACAGCCGUCUGAUAAACAAAAAAAACAAAAACAAAAAUUGGAGAGAGAAUUUGAAAGAAAAAAAUGAAUUGGCGAACACUUUGUUUCAAACUGGUUUGAAUUUUGGUUUUAACGUACCGAGGCACGAGGCCCAAAAGUUAGCAUGCCUCUGUGAUGUCACUUAAGGCCAAUACACACUGGGCGAUUUUGAGCUCAAAGUAGCUCACUUUUGGCGUUUUGAGUUACUUUGAGCUCAAAAUCGCCUAGUGUGCAUGGCGUGUGUGUGUGUGUAUAUAUAUAUAUAUAUAUAUAUAUAUAUAUAUAUAGCCAUGCUUGUUGAAAACACACACACAUUUAAAGGGAACAUAUAAUUUAGAUAAUUUCUACUGAUGUCUGUUUAUACCGUGUACUACUCUUGUCUCCUGUAAACGUAAUAAUGUUUUAGGAGCUUAUUUGUGUAAAUCUUUUUGUACAUUCGCCAUCAGAUAUGUAGACCUGUGUAAUAUUCAGGGGAACAUGUUUUCUGUUGCGUUACCUACGCAGAGGUCUCUGAUAGAGCUUGCUCUAAAUACUAAGGCGUGCAAAGAUAAAUUAAUUCCGCUCCGCACACAUUUGGCUUCUCAAACCAUCUAUACACAAUGGUUGAAGGUAAAGCUCCACUUUUCUACACUUGUAUGGCAGUAAUAACUACUUUAAGGACAGAAUGCAGGUUCCAGUUUGUUGGAAAACAGCACUGCCAUGCCUGAUAGGAUGAGUGGGGAAACUGGUUGGCUAAAAUACAACCUUGCUGUUUAAAAAAUAAAAAUUACAGUGAAUGAUUUAUUGGGGAGUUGUAUCAUGUGCAAGGAACAGCAGAAAAGGUUUUAUAAUCCACAGCAACCAGAUAUUUAAAUGUAUUAAUAUUUAAAUAAAAGCAAUCAUUUUGUUAACAUGGGAUACAUAUCUAUUUUUAUACCAUACUUUUGGACUAUAAGUCUCCUCCAUUAUCUUUACAGCUAUGUAGGACUAGAAGGUGAAAACCUACUUUUAUUGAUUGAGUUGUAUUAAUUAUUGGGGGUUAUCGAUAUUUGCCCAAUCUCCAUACAUGUUUAUUGGUGGUUGUAGAGAGUAUUUCUGUCAAUUCUUUCAAUAAGAAAAAUAAAAUGUUAAAUUGUU